CCCGGCGGAAAGUUUUUCCUUACGGAGUUUUGGCCGCGGCAAUCGGAGCGAGCCAUGGACGCGCUCAAGUCCGCGGGGCGGGCACUGAUCCGGAGCCCCAGCAUCGCCAAGCAGAGCUGGGGGGGCGCCGGCCGGCACCGGAAGCUGCCUGAGAACUGGACAGACACUCGGGAGACACUGCUCGAGGGGAUGCUCUUCAGCCUCAAGUACUUGGGCAUGACACUGGUGGAACAGCCCAAGGGCGAGGAGCUGUCGGCUGCAGCUGUCAAGAGGAUCGUGGCCACGGCUAAGGCCAGCGGGAAGAAGCUGCAGAAGGUAACUCUGAAGGUGUCGCCACGGGGAAUCAUCCUGACUGACAGCCUCACCAACCAGCUGAUUGAGAACGUGUCCAUUUACAGGAUCUCCUACUGCACAGCAGACAAGAUGCACGACAAGGUGUUUGCAUACAUCGCCCAGAGCCAGCACAACGAGAAUCUUGAGUGUCAUGCCUUCCUCUGCACCAAGCGGAAGAUGGCCCAGGCUGUCACCCUCACAGUAGCCCAAGCCUUCAAAGUUGCCUUUGAGAUUUGGCAGGUAUCCAAGGAAGAGAAGGAGAAGAGGGAGAAAGCCAGCCAAGAGGGAGGGGACGUCCCAGGUGGGGCCCACCAUGACAACACCCCUCCGCUGAAGAGCCUGGUCGCUACCGGGAACUUGCUGGACUUGGAAGAGACGGCCAAGGCCUCGCUGUCCACGGUCAGCGCUAACACUCCUAACAUGGACGAAGCACUGUGGCCUCAAACCUUGAGCAAUAGCAGUGUUGUCUGGGAGCUGGAUGAUGGCCUGGAUGAAGCAUUUUCGAGGCUGGCCCAGUCUCGGACGAACCCUCAGGUCCUGGAUAUUGGACUGACAGCGCAGGACAUCCGUUACGCCCACUGCCUCUCACCUGUCAACUGGGAUAAGCCUGAUGGCGGUGGCACUGAGCAGGAUGAGCUCUUCAGCUUCUGAGGGCCUGGGGCUAGCGCCACAUGACUGACCACUACAUGAAAUGGACCAAAGCCGCCACGGCGGGAGCCAGCCCUUGGGCCUGUGUCCCGGCCUCUUCCGGUCUGCAGCACCAUCAGCCUUCACAUCAAGGCUGUAGCCAGUCAAGCAGGGGGAAGGAGAGAUUUUCAUUUGACCUCGCCCUUUCUCUGAGAACUGAAAGAUGCCUUGAAUAUUUAUUCAGUGACUCUCCUGGUUCAUGCUCGGAAGCAGUUUUGUGUCAGCCACGUCUCCCACUGCGUAACGUGUGCGGUGUGAUAACCAGCUUCCUGCUCGCUCUCUCUAUCAGACAAGCUCUGUUCUGGCUGUGGGUGUUGGGACAUGACCAAAGCAUUUCUUGUACCUUCUUUCUAAGGACCUAGGUUUCCCUGGAGGCAUCCUGUCCCUUACUGAAAGCAGCUGGAUUUCAGUCUUCGGAGCACAGGAGGGCACUCGCAGCCUCAGGAGAGGACUGUCCUCAAGCUCACCUUCCCUGGGGCCCCAGCGGGCCUGGGCUUGAGCCCCUGGACCCUGGGCCUCUCAGAUACAGAGGGGUGGGCCCUGACCAAAGACAACAUGUAG
Molecule: messenger RNA, 1581 nt
Organism: Trichechus manatus latirostris (Florida manatee)
Lineage: Eukaryota; Metazoa; Chordata; Mammalia; Sirenia; Trichechidae
Gene: LDLRAP1
Product: low density lipoprotein receptor adaptor protein 1
Exons: 9
Coding region: 55-984 (309 amino acids)
Source: RefSeq, a predicted model, not a curated record